AUGUUCAACUUAACUUCAUCCUACCCUAUCCUUGAAAAGAGGCUCCCUUACCCUCCAAGACCAACAAUCCGGACUGGGUUUGGAUGCCCCAAAUGUUUUACAGCAUCCGGUGCUAAAGUACCUUUGACAUAUGUCAAACGCUUACAGACUCACCUCAUUGGAUUGAAGUGCCUGGUUAACCCAAAGCAUUUCAUCACACCUUUUCUUAAAGAUGUAGAUGAUGCCGUGAAACAUUACAAUGAAAGAGCCAACAAUCCACAAUCAUUAGCCCAUUUGUUGAACUCAGAAGUGGAUUCAGCUUCUACAUCGGUCACAAAAAAGGUCUCCAAUGAUCUUCUCUGUGUUGGUGUAAACGGACGUACUGCUUUGGGUCAUCGAAACCAUCGACUGCAACGAUGCCCAAACGGACUAUGCAAAAAAUGUUGUAUCACACUGGCUAACACGUGCUCUCACCAUCGUCAAAACAACACACCGUCAUCGUCAAAUGGAAUGGAAACAAAUCUGGAUUUUCAUAAUCUUUUUCCACCGCAAUCAGAUGUGUCUUCAGCCAACAAUGAGAUCCAAAUCGCUCCAAACCAUGUAUCUCAACGUCUCAUCAACCCCCAGGCUGAUCGACGUGCAAUCAAAAACCUUCCACGAGAAGCGGUAGCUUUUGCAAAUGCAGCUCGGAAUCAUAUGCAGAAUACGAGGGAUGCUAUUGCUGCUUACGAGUUAACAUUACGAGUAUGGAUGAAGCCCGGUGAAUGUUUCAAUAUCCCUGCCCCUGCUAUCAACUUCCCUCGUUAUGCCUUAAUUGAGAGUGGCCCACUUGUUACGAUGGCCAAGGAUAUUUUUUCUAACGAUCCAUCGUGGAUGACUAAACUGGUAGUCUUGCGCCCGGGUUCUUCAGAAUGGAGACUCACCGAUGUCACUGUACCCUUUACCUACCCUUCGACUACCACCGAGAUCUUGAUACGCCCAUUCAAUCUUUCAGAAGACCAAUGUAUUGGCAUCACUACUUUCAUUGAACAAAUCAAUGAAAGUAGUGCAAAGCCCUCAUUCUCGAUUUCUCGGCUACUUGACAAUCCUGAAGCAAUGGGAGAUUGGAAUAGCCCUGGGUCUGAAUCCGAACCAGAAAUCGAAAUCGUAAAGUCAACAAAACGGAAGAGAGAAAACAAAACUGAACACAGCUCCUCCUUGAACGAAUCACCUAAGAAGAAACACCAAAACUCGCGAUCGUUUCCGGGAUCAACUUGUUUACUUUCAGAAUUAUUGAUAUGGUGCUCCAAGGCUCCAGAUGGCUGCGCGGGAGGGCUCGCCAAAUCAACCUGGUUUGAAUUGUUUGGGGAUCGAUAUGAUCCUGACAAAGGACUCAGGACUCCUUAUCGAUAUCGCAAGUGGGCCUUAAACAUGCAAGCCAAGUUGAAGGAAUGGAUGAAAAACAAAAACAAUCCUACGGUCCGGGAUGCUGUAGAUGUCUUCCGAGAAUCUUUUCAUAGAGUUGCGUCUCUCUCAAAGGAUAAAGUAGUCAAAACUAUCAUCAUAGACUAA
Messenger RNA from Melampsora larici-populina 98AG31, 1530 nucleotides. RefSeq lists its product as uncharacterized. The transcript has 5 exons. The record is from RefSeq and is a predicted model, not a curated record. Lineage: Eukaryota; Fungi; Basidiomycota; Pucciniomycetes; Pucciniales; Melampsoraceae. The coding region runs from base 1 to 1530 and encodes 509 amino acids.